This is a messenger RNA of Cheilinus undulatus (humphead wrasse), 2597 nucleotides long. RefSeq names its product zinc finger protein 143b (gene znf143b). The coding region runs from base 442 to 2322 and encodes 626 amino acids. The transcript is spliced from 15 exons. Gene Ontology annotation, biological process: regulation of transcription by RNA polymerase II; central nervous system development. Gene Ontology annotation, molecular function: RNA polymerase II cis-regulatory region sequence-specific DNA binding; DNA-binding transcription factor activity, RNA polymerase II-specific. The record is from RefSeq and is a predicted model, not a curated record. NCBI's taxonomy places the organism in Eukaryota, Metazoa, Chordata, Actinopteri, Labriformes, Labridae. Gene Ontology annotation, cellular component: nucleus.
GACCCACACAUCACUGUUUAUAUUGCCGGAUAACAAAUUUAACCACAUCCUGUGACAUAUCAAGGCUUGGAAUCCACAGUCUCAGUUGACUGUCGUCUUGUGCUGUAGCUUAAAUAUUUAUUUUUCACGACUACGCAGCGCAAUUUCACUCAAAAGCCCGAGACAAUACGAAAACCGACGCGGAAUGGCGUCCACUAGGGGCCCGGGAAGCUGAAUAACAGCAACUUAGACUCGAAUAGAAACUCGCUGGCCAAUCGGAACGCGAGCUGUGAUAGAAGCGACCAAUCGACGUGUCUGAUUUGCGCAUGGGCGGUACCUUGCGGUGGAGGAUUCUGCUUUCAUACACGUUCCCGGUGUGUGUUGACCGCGGAGCGUUUCCUGCACUGGUGCAUGGUGGUCGAACAGGAGGAAUUGUUGGAAAUUUUUCGGAGCAGCUGAAGCAUGCUCUUGGCCCAGAUAAACCGGGACUCGCAGGGAAUGGCUGAGUUUCAUGAUGCAGAUGGGCAGCCGGUCACUCUCUGUCUGACAGAGGCUGUGACCGUAGCAGAUGGUGAUCAGAUGGACAGCAUGGACACAGUGAGUCUGCAGGCGGUCACUCUGGCAGAUGGAUCCACAGCGUACAUCCAGCACGACACCAAAGCCGCCUUUUCAGACGGACAGAUCAUGGACGGCCAGGUGAUCCAGCUGGAGGACGGCUCUGCUGCCUACGUUCAACAUGUGUCCAUGCCUAAAGCAGGAGGGGACAGUUUACAGCUUGAAGACGGACAAGCAGUUCAGCUAGAAGAUGGAACGACGGCGUAUAUUCACACACCCAAAGAAACUUACGACCAGAGUGGCCUGCAGGAGGUGCAGCUGGAGGACGGUAGUACGGCCUACAUCCAGCACACUGUACACAUGCCCCAGUCCAACACCAUCCUGGCCAUCCAGGCUGACGGCACCAUCGCAGACCUGCAGGCUGAGGCCACGGCCAUCGACCCGGAGACCAUCAGCGUGCUAGAACAGUACACCACUAAGGUGGAGAACAUAGAAAACCCCUUAGGUUCCUUUGGCAGAGUGGAAGCAGACAACGGCGUCCACAUGCGGAUUGUGUUACAACAAGACAACAGGCAAAGUAGAAGUGCAAAUGUAGGGGAGAAGUCUUUCCGCUGUGAAUACGAAGGCUGUGGAAAACUCUACACCACUGCUCACCAUCUCAAGGUACACGAGCGCUCCCACACAGGAGACAAGCCGUAUGUCUGUGACUAUCCCGGCUGUGGGAGGAAGUUUGCAACAGGGUAUGGACUGAAGAGUCACUCACGCACACACACCGGGGAGAAGCCAUACAGGUGUCAGGAGCUGAACUGCUGCAAGUCCUUCAAAACCUCUGGAGACCUUCAAAAGCACACAAGAACACAUACAGGAGAGAAGCCUUUUAAAUGUCCAGUCGAAGGCUGCGGCAGGUCGUUUACAACCUCAAACAUCCGCAAAGUCCACAUCCGAACACACACCGGGGAGCGGCCAUACUACUGCUCCGAGCCAAGCUGUGGCCGCUCGUUCGCCAGCGCAACCAACUACAAGAACCACAUGAGGAUACACACAGGAGAGAAACCAUACGUGUGUACAGUGCCUGGCUGUGAAAAGCGCUUCACAGAAUACUCCAGCCUUUAUAAACACCACGUCGUUCACACACCCUGCAAACCGUACAACUGCAACCACUGUGGGAAAACCUACAAGCAGAUCUCAACGCUCGCCAUGCACAAACGCACUGCUCACAACGACACAGAGCCUAUCGAGGAGGAGCAGGAGGCCUACUUUGAACCCCCAACAGACGCCAUUGACGACCCAAGUGUCAACUACACAGCAGCGGUCGACGCUGAGGAAUCCGGCUCAGAGCAGCUUCCCAUCAUUGAUAACUCAGACAUCGUUGGUCAGCAGCAUGUUGCCUUGGUGACGCAGGAGGAUGGAACGCAACAGCAGGUCAGCAUCUCUGAAGCAGACUUACAAGCCAUGGGCGGCACAAUCACCAUGGUAACCCAAGAAGGCACAACCAUAACCAUCCCGGCCCAUGAACUCGCAACGCAAGGUGCUCAUUCGGUCACCAUGGUAACAACAGACGGCUCAGAUGAACAGGUGGCCAUCAUGACGCCUGACAUGGCCUCGUAUCAAACGGUGGAGGAGGCGGGCUACAGCCAAGAACAAGAUGAGAUUCAUCCUGUCACAUUACUGGCCACUUCCAACGGCACACACAUCGCCGUGCAGCUCAGUGACCAGCCUUCGCUGGAGGAAGCCAUCAGAAUAGCAUCAAGAAUACAACAAGGAGAGUCGCCGGGCCUUGAUGAUUGACGGACUCAUUAUGGACAAUGAUUUAGGAUCUAAUCCAACUCAAGUGGACUUUAUCAACGACCGAAAUCACAAGUCUUCCUCCAUGUUUUUUUUCCACAGAUGAACCUAGCUUUUACGUGUACAUAGGAUUUUGAUAACUGGAGCUCUGCUAUGCUAUUUUAUCCCUCAACAAAAAGAUAAAAGAGGGGAAAAAGCUUUCUAAUGUUUAUGGUGCACAGUGCACAGUGCAGUGUACAGCUAAUGCUAUUUCUAAUAAAAAACAAAUGUGUGACUAA